This is a messenger RNA of Musa acuminata AAA Group (dessert banana), 1313 nucleotides long. RefSeq lists its product as uncharacterized. Gene Ontology annotation, molecular function: hydrolase activity. Bases 227 to 1171 code for a protein of 314 amino acids. NCBI's taxonomy places the organism in Eukaryota, Viridiplantae, Streptophyta, Magnoliopsida, Zingiberales, Musaceae. Gene Ontology annotation, cellular component: chloroplast. The record is from RefSeq and is a predicted model, not a curated record. The transcript has 4 exons.
AUUUCUCGGCUUAUUUCGAAAGAUUCCUCCUUUCCUGCUGCUGUAUCCACUCCGAAGCCCGAAGGCCUUACUCCCCCGCACGCGGAUGGAUGUCCUUCUCCCCUUCCGUCCUCCCGAAUGCACCCUCCGGCGACGCCGAACCAGCGCCGGUGUCCCACCUCGGCUCCGUCGUGCUCUUCGUCGGCCGCUUAUCUUUGGUGAUCUCCUGCCCACCUCUAUUCUGUGAAUGAACAAGGAAAGGAACAUAAUGCUGAAAUUUGGAGCACGUAGGUCAAAGAAGAGUAAUUCUUGUGCUAGCCUUGGAAUCUUUGUGUUGAUGGGAAGAAAUCCCACUUUGUUCAGCACUCGUAUCUUAGGAUGUGACUUGUAUCGUCGUAGAGGCAUGCAUAUUAGACGAAAUGCAACUGGGAAGGUGUUGUGCAGCCAAGUGAAAUUGGAGGAUGAUCUUGCUGAUGAAACAUGUGAACUCGUCAGUGGAGUUGAUCUUGUUAUAGGGGAGGAUCAGGACAGUAUUUCUGCAUACUUAUUGAAGGCAGUCAAGAAUAACAAUGGAACAGGCGUGCUGCUUUUGUCCGAUGUAUGUGGUUUUGAAUAUCCACCUACAAGGGACUUUGCCUAUCAAGUGGCUUGCCAUGGUUUCAAUGUUCUGGUCCCUGACUUGUUUCGUGGGAAUCCAUGUAAGAAAGGCUGGACAGUUGACAGAUAUGAGCAUUGGUUAUCUGAACAAUUACCAGAAAGGGUGGCCAGAGACAUUGACACAUGUGCAAAGUGGAUGAUCGAUGAAUUCACGGCAGCUGGAAUAUCAAAAAAGCUUGGCAUAAUUGGCUUCUGCUUUGGUGGUGGACAUUUAAUUAAGGCCUUGGCUCGUGAUGAGCAGGCAUAUUUUGGCACUGGUAUCUGCUUCUAUGGAGCUAACAUAGACCCCUCCAAAGGGAGCAACAUCAAUGUUCCAGUCUUGUUUAUUUGUGGGGAUAAUGACCCCUUUUGUCCUGUCAACACCUUGCAUCAGAUCGAGAAGAAUAUUCAAAGUUCAAGGGUUGUAAUCUAUCAUGGGAGAGGUCAUGGGUUUGCUCAUCAACCAGAAUCUGAGGAAGAUGAUCAAGCUGCAGAGGAUGCAUUUGCCAUCAUGAGGAAUUGGUUGCAUGAUAAUUUGCUCAUAAGCAAGAACUAGAUUAUGUAUCACUAGCGGGAAAUUGGUUUUCUGUACAACAAGCUGCUAGUUCUCUUGUAUUUCAUGUUUGAUUCGAAUUCAAGUAUAUAUUGGUAAUUUGUGACUGUUGAAUGAUCUCUUGGAAGAUUGACUGUUAGCAUUA